GGAACAUUGAUGAGUUCCUCUCUAGCUAACACAGGAACUCUUGGCUAUGAGUCUGUAAUAGUUCUUGUGGAUAUUCGGAACUCUUGAUAUGUAACUGUGUUGCUCCUCUUGUGACUUCAAACUGGAACAGAUACAACUUCCAGCUCUGAAACUCCAUUGACUGUUCCAAGUGUACCUCAGGAACUUCACCAGUUUAUUCAAGUUCCUAUCCUAAUAGAAACUUGGGCAUAUGCCUGUUCAAAGUCAUUUAGCAACCAUAAUCAGGAAGUUUGCAAUAUGUGUGUGUCAUCAACCAAAACUUAGGAACAACACUGUGUAUUUGAAGAUGGAUGCAAUGAUGAGUUUGGUGAUUGGUCUGAAAGUGAUUCAGACUUUUCAGAUUUAGAUGUGGAAUUUGAACCAGGGGAAGAGGACAAAAAUAACUAGAGGAGGAUGAGUUGUUCUGUGAGCCAUUGUCUACUGUUUUGAGGGGAAAUAAGAGGGUAGCACCUGAGGUGGAGGUAGAUAGGGUGGCAGUACCUGGGGGGUGGAUAAACAGGAAGAGAAAGUUAAUGAGGAGACAGGAGGGCAGUCUAGGCCAUUAAUUGUAGAAGUUCCAGUGGAUCUAGAAGAGGAGGUGGACUAUGAUUCAGAGGAGCUUAGAAUUAUUUGUGGUUCAGAUGAUAAAGUAGAUCCAUACCCUACCUUUAAUCCAGAGUCAGACUUCAAGAAAAAGGUUGUGCUCAGUUUGGGUUUGAAGUUCCCGAGUGUUCAUGCUGUUAGGAAAGAGAUUAGGUAUCAUUCGAUCAAGAACUACUACGAUUACUACCUUCUUCAUAAUGGAAGGAAGAGGGUGAGUGUGUAUUGUAGGUAUAGAUGUAAUUGUCCAUGGGAGAAAAAGCAUGCGAAGCUUGUAAAGUGUGUGUGUGUGAUGAUCCUAAUAAGUGUAGGUUUAAGAUUCAUGUCAAGAAACUAAGGAUGGAAGAAACGUUUCAGAUCAAGUCUUUAAGGUUAAAGCAUACUUGUGGUGUGGUUCAUUCAGGUUCUAAAAUCACAUCGGAGUGGUUAGCUGAGAAGUAUUUGGAGGAGUGGAGGUUAGAACCAUAUUGGAGGCUUGUGAAGUUUAGGGAAAGGGUUUACAAGGAAACGGGGCUACAUAUUGGAUACUACAAGUCAUGGUUUGCUAGGGCUAGAGCCAAAUUGAUUCUGUAUGGGGAUGCUGCAGAUGAGUAUGCUGAUGUGUAUGAAUAUGGGUAUGCAAUUCUUCAAUACAAUCCUGGUUCUUCAGCCUAUGUACAAUGCCAGAUCAGAGACAACCCCACUCCUUUCUUUUAGAGAUUGUAUGUUUGUUUUUAGGCUCUCAAAGUGGGUUUUAAGAGUGGAUGUAGGCCCCUAAUUGGAGUAGAUGGUUGUCACCUUAAAGGGGCUCAUCCAGGAAUGAUCUUAGUGGUUGUGAGCAAGGAUGGAAAUAACAAUAUUUUCCCCGUACCCUGGGCAGUAGUGGAAGUUGAGAAUGCUGACAGUUGGACUUGGUUUCUUGAUUUGUUGAUGAAGGACAUAGGACACCAUGACGAAGAAGAAUUGACUCUUAUGUCUGAUAGGCAAAAGGGACUAUUGGAUGCUAUUUCUGUUGUGAGUUCAAAAGCCGAGGUCAGAUUUUGUGCUAGACACAUAUGGGCUAACUUCAAGAAUAAAUUCAGUGGCACAGCCUAUAAGGACAUGUUUUGGGCAUCAGCAAGAUCAACAACUAAGCAUUGGCAUGACUCUUACAUGGCUGAAAUCAAAGAGCUAAACGAGGAUGCGUAUAACUACUUGAGUGGCAUACCUUCUGUGCAUUGGUGUAGACAUGCAUUUGGAUCGCAGUCUAGGUCUAAAUGUUUCUCAACAACUUUUGUGCGACAUUUAAUGCUGUGAUAAGGGAAGCUAGGGAUACACCAAUAAUAACCUGCGUAGAUUGGAUUAGGAGGUACGUAAUGAGAAGGAAUGCUGAAAAGUGGGAGGGUAUUCAGAAUAAUGAGUGGAGGUUUAUGCCAUUUGUUGAGAAGGUUUUAGCUUGGGUUUUUGAAGCAUCUUUGAAUUGUAUAGUCUUCCCUUCUAGAUUAGAUGAAUGGGAGGUGGAAACUGCUUUUGAUAGGCAUGUGGUAGAUUUGAGGGCGUUGACAUGCACAUGCUUUAGGUGGGAGUUAACGGGAAUACCAUGUCCAGAUGCUUAUGCAUGUAUUGUGAAGAAGGGGUGGAGGCCUGAAGAUUUUUUUCAUGAGUGUUACUCAAAGGCCAAAUACUUAGAAACUUACUCCCCUCAUAUCAAGCCAAUGCCCGGGAUGAAGCAGUGGAAGAAAACAGAUUUGCCACGACCUUUGCCUCCACUGUUAAGGAAAAUGCCAGGAAGGCCUAAGUCACAUAAGAGAAAGAAAGAAGAAGGUGAGGAUGCUGAGGAGAGGUUUGUGAAGCGAGGGAAAAAGCCGAAUAAUUGCUCAAACUACAAACAACCAGGCCACAACAAGAGAAAGUGCAAGAAUCCACCUGGUGUUAUUCAACCCAAGGAACCAGGGAGGGAUUACUCCAAGAAUCCAUGGGUUGUUACUGACAGAAACAAGAGGGCUGCAAGAGUUUUAAGGAGGUAUAAUGCUGAAUCUAGCUUCAAUGAAGGUGCAUCAGGCAGUCAAGCACAUCAACAAAACUAAAGUGCAUCUACCAUGCAAUACACAUUUAAUGCUCCACCUCAAUCCAGUCAGACAGGAAGUUAUCAACCUCCUACACCCAGUCAGACCUCAAGUCAGCAACCAGCUCAGACAGCAAGUCAGCAUCCAGGUCCAUCCAGCCAAACAUCAACUUAUCAGCCUCAAAAAUCACUCCCUCCAAAACUCAGACCCAAAUUGCAGACAACAAAGAAACUAGUGUGGCAUAUUUAAGUAUUGUGUUGGUUGUAAUUCCUUUGAACAAGUAGUUAAGGUUUUUAAUUAGCAACAAGGUUACAUUUUGUCAAUGUUUGAGGCUGAUUUCAGUAUAUGAUUUCAGUAUUAGGUGCAAUUCUAAUUAGGUGCAAGGUUUAUAUUGGAACACUGUGUAAAGAUUCAUUUGCCCCUUAAUUAUAUUUGACGUUCGAGCUCGGCUCACGCGUGGCUCGUUUUAGUUAAGUGCAGGUUUAACAAGUUGUUGUUCUUGUUGUUCAGUUGUUGAAUUGUUGUUAAGGAAAAUAAGAUGAUGUUCAGGUGUGGUUGUCCUCCACUUAAACUAAGUUAAUGGAC
Molecule: messenger RNA, 3227 nt
Organism: Spinacia oleracea (spinach)
Lineage: Eukaryota; Viridiplantae; Streptophyta; Magnoliopsida; Caryophyllales; Amaranthaceae
Exons: 4
Coding region: 1854-2663 (269 amino acids)
Molecular function (GO): zinc ion binding
Source: RefSeq, a predicted model, not a curated record